Molecule: messenger RNA, 1872 nt
Organism: Tigriopus californicus
Lineage: Eukaryota; Metazoa; Arthropoda; Copepoda; Harpacticoida; Harpacticidae
Product: peptidyl-prolyl cis-trans isomerase D-like
Exons: 2
Coding region: 192-1424 (410 amino acids)
Biological process (GO): protein folding; protein peptidyl-prolyl isomerization
Molecular function (GO): protein binding; peptidyl-prolyl cis-trans isomerase activity
Source: RefSeq, a predicted model, not a curated record
UGUAUUUGCAUUAUUCUAACUGCAUGACCUGAGUUCAGCUGAUACCAUACCAGGCAAGACUCUAAAUUUACAAAUCAGACAACCGGCUCUUCUACCAAUCGUUCAGAGGUUUCGCUCGCUUUUUUCGCACUCGCAAAUAUCAUAUAAUCCUUCGUGUACCCUUCCUGGCCAACCUCGUGAUUCCCAGUUCAAUGGACAAGAUGCCUGGAGAACAACGGAAAUCACCUCCCAAACUCACCAAGCCCGAUUAUGACCUCAAAUUACCAUCCAACCCGGUCACCAACUCGAGCAAUGAGCAGAUUCUGGCCAAUCAUCCCCAAGAGUCUGAGCCCAAUCCCGUGGUGUUCUUUGACAUCACGGUGGAUGGUGAGCCCGUGGGCCGGAUUGUCAUGGAGCUGUUCGCGAACGUGGUGCCCAAAACGGCGGAAAACUUUCGUGCUCUGUGCACGGGGGAAAAGGGCAUUGAACCAGAGAGCGGUCUUCCGUUUCACUACAGGGGAACUGUGUUUCACCGAGUGAUUAACCGGUUCAUGCUUCAGGGUGGCGAUUUCACGCAAGGCAACGGAACGGGCGGGAAAUCGAUUUAUGGCACCAAAUUCGAAGACGAGAAUUUCCUACUCAAGCAUGAAAAAGCCGGCCUUUUGUCCAUGGCCAAUGCUGGCCCGAACACGAAUGGCUCGCAAUUUUUCAUCACGACCGUGAAUUGCCCUCAUUUGAAUGACAAGCAUGUGGUGUUUGGGCGGGUCCUCAAAGGCAUGGGCAUAGUGAAUGAGAUUGAAGUCAUGGAGACCACUGAGGAUCGCCCCAAAGUGGAGGUGAAAAUUGCUGAUUGCGGUCAGUUCCCGGCCGAUGUGAAAGACUUUGGCCUGGAUGAAUUGGAUGGAAGUGAGGAUACGUUCCCGUUUCAUCCCGAAGACUUGGAUUUAGACUGGUACUUGAUGGAAAACUUUGACCGAAUCCUUGAGAUCAUUGGCAAAAUCAAAAGCGCCGGAAAUCACUUUUACAAAAAUGGCGACAAUGCCAAGGCUUUGCGGAAGUACAAGAAGGCCAUGAAGUAUAUUUCCGUGCUCCGAGAGUCCAUUGGUACGACCAACGAAGACCAAGAAACCCAAAUCCGCGGGAUUGAAGUACCUUGUUGUCUCAAUAUCGCCGCGGUCUCGAUAAAGGCGAAGAAAUUUGAGGUGGCCAAGACGGAAUGCGAAAAGGUUCUAGAAAUACAGCCGGACAAUGCUAAAGCCCUGUUCCGCCGAGGUCAAGCUCAAUUCGGUAUGAAGGACUACGAUUUAGCCAUCCAGGACCUCAUGCGGGCCAAAGAACUGGAGCCCAAUGAUAAGGGAGUCGCCAAUGAACUGGUCAAGGUUAAGAAAGUCAAGCAGCAAUACAUGGAAAAAGAAAAGACCUUGUAUGGGAAAAUGUUCAAGUAAAUAAACGCACUUUGACUAAUCACGCUGAUGAUAAAUAAUUCGACUAAAAAAAAUUUUGCAAUGUUGUUUUACUUGACUAUUAACCGAAUGGUAUCAAAAUAUCCACAUAACAAUGCUAUUAGUUUUUCGAUUUUUUUCGAUUUUUCCUUGCGGGCGGGGCAUGAAUUCCGAUCUUGAGGCAACCAAUGUUUCUAUCACAAUAAGCUACAAACUGAGGUGACGAUCCGUUUCAAUUAGCCAUAAUUAUAUAUUCAAGAAUGGGCUAUGAAAAAAGUGGGGUGAGGGGAAUCCGGAAGUGAUGAUCCAAAAACGAAAUAAACAAUGAAAAGACAUUCAACAAAAUUAUUGGACUAGUGAUGAUUUCAAACGAGUUAUCGAUGACUUCGCAGGCACCCAAAAGCAUUUUCUUGUUCAGGUGGAGUCCUCGUCCUUGUCCAAUUUAUCAUUC